Molecule: messenger RNA, 588 nt
Organism: Diplodia corticola
Lineage: Eukaryota; Fungi; Ascomycota; Dothideomycetes; Botryosphaeriales; Botryosphaeriaceae
Exons: 1
Coding region: 1-588 (195 amino acids)
Source: RefSeq, a predicted model, not a curated record
AUGGCACCGCACAUGGACCAUCUCAGUGUCUUCCCGAAGCUCAACACCGCAUUUGACCAGCUCUGGAACCUGGAAGAGUUCGUCAGUUGUGGCUCAUUUCCCAACCUUUGGUGGACACUUUGGCCAGGCUUGAAAAAAUUGGCUCUUACUGCCACAACUUUGGAAGACCUGAACGAUACCCUUUCCAAGGAAGAUGUCAUGGAAGACCUUGAGUGCAUGCUACUAGCAAAUCCGUCCUUCUCUACCCCCUCAUCAAGACGGCUGUUCUUUCACCGAACGGCACAGAGCAACACUUCAAUAACCAUAUUGCAUCAAAACGACGGUUUUCGGACUCGUUGGAGUGCUGCCGACCUGUGGCUAUCCAUGGGCAUGGGAGAGCUAGCAAAUGGAGCUCGUGACCAUCGCGACGAGUGCCUCGAAAGUUUUUGCCUACCUCUCGACCACACCCUCCGCCGCGACUGGCUCUUGAGUAAGGCGCUUCGCGGAGAGUUGUGGACAGCAGGAGAGGACCACGAAUCACCAUCAGGAUUAGAUGCCCCACUUCCGGAAUCAGCACCAUCAGCUCUUGUUACCUCCGACCAAGCAUGA